Messenger RNA from Ctenocephalides felis (cat flea), 981 nucleotides. RefSeq names its product carbohydrate sulfotransferase 11-like. Gene Ontology annotation, molecular function: sulfotransferase activity. Gene Ontology annotation, cellular component: membrane. Gene Ontology annotation, biological process: carbohydrate biosynthetic process. The record is from RefSeq and is a predicted model, not a curated record. NCBI's taxonomy places the organism in Eukaryota, Metazoa, Arthropoda, Insecta, Siphonaptera, Pulicidae. Bases 1 to 981 code for a protein of 326 amino acids. The transcript has 6 exons.
AUGUAUAUGGCUGAUGAUAUGGUAUAUGUGAAUGAUAACUCGUCCGGCAGUCAAGAGCGUUUAGCAGCACAGUGGCGCUUAUCUGCCCAAAUAUCGCCCCGGGAGCUUCAUAAACAGACGGGCGAGCGCAUGGAAGCUCGGAAAGCUCACUUGCAGGAAGCUUGCUCCCGUUUGGGGUUAGACGUGCCAGGAAACGAUACCCUACACAGGCCAAACCCUUGGGAGUUUCUAGUCAAUCGCGAGCAUCACAUUGUUUGGUGCAAUGUUUUCAAGGCGGCCAGCACAUCUUGGAUGUACAAUUUCAACCUGCUAGCAGGCUAUUCGAAGCAGUACUUGCGCCGUUCAAAUACUGUUCCUUUGACACUUGCUCGAAGGAGGUAUCCCAGGCCCAGUUUACAACAAUUGCAACAAGCUCUGGAUGACAGUAUCAGUUUUUUGGUAGUCAGACAUCCUUUGGAGAGGUUACUAAGUGCAUAUAGAGAUAAAAUGCAAUUUGCUUUACCGCAUACUUUGCAUCAGAAAUUGGGAGCAAGGAUCAUAGUAAAAUACCGCAAACCCAAGGUAAGCACCAAAUGUUCUGGACCACGUUGGCCAACGUUUUCCGAAUUUACAAAUUAUUUGGUAGAUGAAAGAAAAGCGAGAAGACCUUUAGAUAUGCAUUGGACACCAAUUACAGAAUUCUGUACACCAUGUCAACUUAGAUUCGAUGUGAUAGCAAAGGUAGAAACUCUUAAGGACGAUCAACAAUACCUUAUAGAAGAGGCUCACCUUCAAAAACUAAUAACGCCUCAAUGGAAAAAUUCGGGUAAAGGCAAAACCACUACACAAUUAGUAGCUGAAUAUUACAGCCAAUUAACUAAAAAACAAAUAAUGCAAUUAUAUGAUAUUUAUAGGUAUGAUUUUGAACUAUUUAAUUAUACGUUGACAGGAUAUAUAGAACACGCAAUUUCUGAACCUCAAACUGAGUUGCAGAUCACUUAA